This is a messenger RNA of Fibroporia radiculosa, 1638 nucleotides long. RefSeq lists its product as uncharacterized. Bases 1 to 1638 code for a protein of 545 amino acids. The transcript has 13 exons. The record is from RefSeq and is a predicted model, not a curated record. NCBI's taxonomy places the organism in Eukaryota, Fungi, Basidiomycota, Agaricomycetes, Polyporales, Fibroporiaceae. Gene Ontology annotation, biological process: lipid biosynthetic process.
AUGGUUUCCUUCGUCUGUGCCGCUUUGGAUGUUGUCCACAGAACCCUACUCAACCCCGCAGCCGAUUUCGUUCUUGGUCCUGUCUGCCGUAUCUCAAAGCACGCCGUUAUCAGCGCCCUCAAUAAUAUCUCUGAUGGAUGUCUCAUCAUAAAAACACCCGAACUCAUUUACACCUGGGACUGCCGCGCGCCUGACGCAUAUUCACAGCUACUCAUCGCGCAGCUCGAUGUGGUCAACCCUGCCUUCUGGCUCCGUGUUGCUACGUCUGGAGAUCUCGGCUUUGCAGAAGCUUACAUGUACGGCGAAGUCAAGUGCGAAGACCUUAUUGAUCUUUUUGCGGUCCUCCUCGCAAACCGCUCAUGCAUGACUGCAAUCGACUCAUAUCUUGCACGACUUUGCCGUCACCCUCUCCUCCCUCUUUCCAACUCACUUGUUCGUGCUCGCUAUAAUGCCAGCGCACACUACGACCUCGGAAACGGUGUCUUUGCUGCCUUCCUCUCACGCGACAUGACUUACUCGUGCGCCAUCUUCUCCGAGUUGGAUGGCGACCUGGAAGGACACAACAUCGAUAACAUACAGAUUGUCGUGGAGGAUCAGUCUAUGGAAAAUGAUGGGCUGGAAUUUGACCAGAGCAUGUGUGAUGGCUCGGAAAGCGACGGGGCCGACAUAAGCGCACGCCAAACUCCGGUUAAGGACACUCAGCUAAGCAGCGUUGAGGAUGAUCAGGAACUGCAUGAGGCGCAGAUACGGAAAAUCAAGACUAUCGUGCAGAAAGCUGAUAUUAGAGAAGGACAUCGAGUUCUAGAAAUUGGUACCGGAUGGGGCGCACUGGCAAUCUGGAUUGUAAACAAUAUUUCCGGUACGACUAUCGACACGCUCACACUAUCCGAGGCGCAGGCUGCAGUCGCGCGGAAAAGAGUAGAAGCCGAAGGGCUGGCACUGUCGUGCGAGUGUAAAGAUGCGAGGGUGCGCGUUCAUAUCAUGGACUAUAGAAACAUGCCGGCAGAGUGGGCGGGUGCAUUCGAUCGGAUGGUAAGCGUGGAGAUGGUAGAGGCUGUAGGAAUAGACUUCCUGGAGACGUAUUGGACCCAAAUCGACUGGGCACUGAAUGAACAGACGGGUGUUGGCUGCAUACAGGGUAUCACGAUCCCGGAAGCGCGGUUCGAUGCAUACGUGAAGGAUGAGGACUUCAUUCGAAAAUGGAGUACGUUUUUCAAACGUUUGAAUUUUCCACGAGCUGAUCGUUUAUUCCUCCCGUCUUCCCAUCUCCGGAAUUUUGAACCCAUCGUGCUCCUGGCCAGUUUUCCCAGCUUGGAGCGUGGAACACAGGGGCGGCUCGUUGUGGACAGCGUAGAAAACAUCGGCCCUCAUUAUGCUCGUACACUGAGGGAAUGGCGAAAGCGCUUUGAGGGACGUUUUGAGGAUGUCAUCGUGCCAGAACUAAAGAAAGAAUAUCCGGAUGUCAUGGGAAACAACGCGAAAAACGCGCGGGAGGAGAUUGACGUGUUCAAGAGGAAAUGGAUAUAUUAUUUCUGCUACUGUGAAGCAGGCUUUGCAAGUCGCAGCUUGGGCGACCACAUUGUCACCUUCACGCGAGAAGGGAACGUCGAGUUUGGUUGUCAGGCCUUGCGACGAUAA